CUCGGUCUGUUUAACUAGGGUUAACACGAGCGACACCUUGCAGCCGAUUCCGUGAAGCUCCGGGCGUUUCAGCGCAGAGAGGACUUUCGUUUCCGCGGACUUCCCCGCUACAGUCAGUCAAUGCUACCAGGAAAUACAAACUUUAUACGUGUAACCGCCUUUCUCAUGUGCACUGCUCAGCUGGACUACAUUAUAAACUGACAGGAGAGUCUUUCGGACAACAUGUCCGCUACUAUUUGCGCCUUUAUUCUGACAUUUUCAACACUAUGCGGAUCCAGAGUGGUAUCGGGUGUCCUCAGUGCUCCCACAAACGUCAGCUUGACCUCCUACAACAUGAAUCUAGUGCUGAGGUGGGGUCCGCCUGAAGGGGCAACUCAGGAUUUGGUCUACACAACUGAGUACAAAACCUCAGUCACAAACUACAAUGUAGGCUGUGUAGACAUCAUCACCCUUGAAUGUGACUUCACCAGCCUCAGUGUCUCCAUGCAUCCACCCAUCAUUGAGUAUGGAACAUACACCGGCAGAGUGCGGGCACAGCUGGGGUCAGCGAGCUCCGCCUGGGUGGAAAGUGAGCAGAUUAUCUUGGACAGAGAUACCAUCAUUGGUUCACCCCGUGUGUCUCUCUUGUCCAAUGGGGCUGCUAUCUACGUCAGCAUUGUAGAUCCAGUGUUCGUUAUCUCAACACUCAGGAAUACGUAUGCAUUUGCCACCUACAGCAUCACCUACUGGAACGGCAGCCAGAAGGAAAAGGCCAGACACAUCAACAACACACAGCAAAACCAUGUGAUUCUGAAGGACCUGGAGCCAUGGACCGAGUACUGUGUCCAGGUUCAGAUCAAUGUAGAUAGGAACCCCAACCCCGGCCAGCUCAGCGAAACUGUCUGUGAAAGCACCACCAGUGUUGAAGAAGCUCCAUGGGUGCCGCUCAUGGUGACAAUAUUCUUCGUGGCACUGGCAGUGACUCUGGUGGCAGUCACAGUGGUGUAUCGGAAAAGCAUAUCCCAUUUUCUCUGUCCAAAAGAUGCCCUGCCUCAGCACUUUAAAGAGAAUCUGCUGAAGCCCCCCAACUCGACCAUAUACCUAGACUCCCACCCACCUGUGGAGAAAUGGCAUGAGGUCCAGAUCAUUGCAGACACAAGGACUGUGGAGGAAGAGGGGCCCUCUGGUGGAAGUAAGGACUGCCUGCAGCGAACAGCCUGAGGCCCUAGUGGGGGAGAGACAGAAGGUUGAAAAGCACACAGGAAGAGCUGGCCUGGAGGCGGCAGUCUUGAGUUUGUUAGAGAUUAUCAGCAGGGAUGACUGUAAAGACAAUGAGGAACAGUGAAAUCGUCUGAACUUGCUUGACUCGACAGAAUUGUAAUGCAAGUUCUGCAGUAGUCCCAUGGGAUUCCUUGAGGCAAGAGUUAGUGUGAAGUGACUGUAUGCCAGUCACAGAUUCACUGAAGAGUACAGGAUUGAUACGUCAUGCAGAUGAUGCUAUUCUGUGCCAUACAGCCCUGAUUCUGCUCAACUAACCAUGCACUGUACUUAAUUGGACGUAUGGCACUCUCCACUAGAUGUGCCCACAUUAAGGUGUGUAUGCUGCCACUGUGCUACAAGAUGCCCAUGGUUCUGCAUUUUCAAAAUAUGGACUUACAAAUGCACAAACUGUCAUUCAGUGGGAUCUUUUUUGUGUAGUUAGCAUACAGUUUUAAUUUGCUUCACUGUUGUAUAUAUGUGAAGGUGAUCUUGUAAAUCUAUAACCGAAUGUUCCUUUGGCAUGGUGUUUCAUUCUGAGCUGGGGAAAACAAGGGAAUUAAAGCACAAUGACAAGCUCAAACUUUUACACAUGAAAUUUAAAUAAACAUUAUUUGAACAUUGA
Molecule: messenger RNA, 1861 nt
Organism: Monopterus albus (swamp eel)
Lineage: Eukaryota; Metazoa; Chordata; Actinopteri; Synbranchiformes; Synbranchidae
Product: interleukin-10 receptor subunit beta-like
Exons: 7
Coding region: 223-1200 (325 amino acids)
Biological process (GO): cytokine-mediated signaling pathway
Cellular component (GO): plasma membrane
Molecular function (GO): cytokine receptor activity; protein binding
Source: RefSeq, a predicted model, not a curated record